CAUUCAGCAAGCCAUUUCCUCCAAUGGAGACUGUGCUCCUCAAGACUGUAAACUGAAGGUCAAAUAAUUUGAAGUAAAGGAUCAUUUUUGGCAUGUCGCUUUGUAAUAGAGACUUUUAUGUUGUUUGGGGUAAUUGUACAUGACAGCGAGUCACACAGUCUCUGAAACCAGCACCUUCUGACUGUGCUGGUCAAGGUGCUGCAUUUGUCUCGUUGCAGGAAUGGAAACAAAUCUAUGUAACUUGGUGCACACCUGAUGAUUUGACCUUCAGUGACCCCAAUCAAACGAAGAUGAGAGAAGAUACACCAGAAAAUCAAGUAGAAAUGGCAUUCGAAUUACACCUGGUUUGUCAUCAAAAGAGUCGCUUUUUGCAUCCCUGAGGAAAUAAGUCUGGAUAUUGUCACCGCUUGCCCAAGGGGAAGCCACUUCUCCUCAGUUUGUUGGUGCGCUUCUUCGGGACCAUGGCCAGAAACUCAUUCCGUGGGUCGAAGUACAGGGCAGAGGCCAAUCAUGAUGGAGAGUUUGGCUGUACACUCAAAGAGCUACGCUCUCUCAUGGAAUUCAGAGGGACAGAUGGAUUACAAAAGAUUCAGGAGUGCUUUGGAGAUGUUCAAGGACUCUGCUCCAGGUUAAAAUCAUCACCAACAGAGGGAUUAAGUGGUCAUUCUGAUGACAUUGCAAGAAGAAAAGAAGAAUUUGGAAAGAAUUUUAUACCACCUAAAAAGCCCAAAACAUUCCUUCAGUUGGUGUGGGAAGCAUUGCAGGAUGUGACUCUAAUUAUUUUGGAAGUUGCAGCCAUAAUAUCCUUAGGCCUUUCCUUCUAUAAACCUCCUGAUGGCGAGAGAGAAUACUGUGGUAGGGCGGCUGGAGGAGCUGAGGACGAGGGUGAGGCAGAUGCGGGCUGGAUUGAGGGUGCUGCCAUCCUCUUGUCCGUCGUUUGUGUGGUUCUUGUCACGGCAUUCAACGAUUGGAGCAAAGAAAAACAAUUCCGAGGACUGCAGAGCCGCAUCGAACAAGAGCAGAGGUUUACUGUGCUUCGAGGCGGUCAAGUCAUUCAGAUUCUUGUAUCCGAGAUUGUGGUUGGAGACAUCGCACAAGUAAAAUAUGGUGACCUCCUUCCUGCUGACGGUGUACUAAUCCAAGGCAACGAUCUGAAAAUUGAUGAGAGCUCCCUCACUGGAGAGUCAGACCAUGUCAAAAAAACUCUGGACAAAGACCCUAUGCUUCUUUCAGGCACGCAUGUGAUGGAGGGCUCCGGAAAAAUGCUGGUCAUUGCAGUGGGGGUGAACUCUCAGACGGGAAUCAUCUUCACUCUGCUCGGAGGCGGAGAUGAUGAUGAUGAUGAUGAUGAUGACGAUGAGGAGAAAAAAGAAGAGAAGGAGAGGAAAAAGAGGGAGAAGGAGGAGAAAAAGAGGGAGAAGGAGGAGAAAAAGAAAGAAAAAGAGAGGAAGAAGAAGGAGAAGAAAGAUAAAAAGAAAAACAAAAAGCCAGAUGCAACAGAUAAAAAGAAAGAGAAGGAUGGAGGCACAGUGGAGAUGGAGCCCCUCAACAGUGAUGAUGGAACAGAAGAAGAGCAGAAAAAAACCAAGAUACCAAAGAAAGAGAAAUCGGUACUUCAAGGGAAGCUUACUAAACUAGCUGUACAAAUUGGGAAAGCAGGUCUCUUAAUGUCAGGCAUCACAGUCCUCAUUCUUAUCGUGUUCUUUUUGGUGGACACUUUCUGGAUCCAGGGGCUUCCGUGGAUCAAAGAAUGCACUCCCAUCUACAUCCAGUUCUUUGUCAAGUUCUUCAUCAUCGGUGUCACUGUGCUGGUUGUUGCCGUGCCUGAGGGUUUACCCCUUGCCGUCACCAUCUCAUUGGCCUAUUCUGUAAAAAAAAUGAUGAAGGACAACAACCUAGUGAGACAUCUGGAUGCUUGCGAGACGAUGGGCAACGCCACUGCGAUUUGCUCUGAUAAAACGGGCACCCUUACCAUGAACAGAAUGACAGUGGUUCAGGUGUAUAUUGGAGACAGACACUACAGGAAGGUCCCAGAUCCUGAUAUGAUUCCUGGCAACAUCAUGAAUCUGCUCGUCACAGGCAUCAGUGUUAACUGUGCGUAUACUUCAAAAAUAAUGGCUGCUGAGAAAGAGGGUGGUCUGCCGCGACAAGUUGGGAACAAAACUGAAUGUGCCUUGCUAGGGUUUACCACUGAUUUACGGAAAGAUUACCAAGCCAUUCGCUGUGAAUAUCCGGAGGAAAAACUGUACAAAGUAUACACAUUUAACUCAGUCAGGAAAUCCAUGAGUACCAUCCUUAAAAAUUCAGAUGGAAGUUACCGUAUGUUCAGCAAAGGAGCGUCAGAAAUCCUCCUGAAAAAGUGCUGUAAAGUCCUGUCAACCAAUGGCGAUGCCAGAGUCUUCAAGCCCACUGAUCGGGAUGACAUGGUGAAAAAGGUGAUUGAGCCCAUGGCCUCUGAGGGCUUGAGGACCAUCUGCCUCGCCUACAGGGACUUCCCUGUUUCAGAUGGAGAGCCUGAUUGGGAUGAUGAGGCCGAUAUCCUGACUGGUCUCACCUGCAUUUGUGUGGUGGGCAUUGAGGAUCCUGUUCGACCGGAGGUCCCAGAUGCUAUUAAGAAGUGCCAGAGAGCAGGUAUCACUGUGCGCAUGGUCACAGGAGAUAACAUUAACACCGCUCGAGCUAUCGCAACCAAGUGUGGCAUUAUCCACACCGGUGACGACUUCUUGUGCCUUGAAGGCAAAGAGUUUAACAGGCGGAUACGCAAUGAGCUGGGAGAGAUUGAGCAGGAGCGCUUGGACAAGGUCUGGCCCAAACUGCGCGUACUUGCAAGAUCUUCUCCAACUGAUAAGCAUACAUUGGUCAAAGGUAUAAUUGAUAGCACCGUCGUUGAACAGAGACAAGUAGUUGCUGUCACUGGAGACGGAACCAAUGAUGGCCCUGCGCUAAAAAAAGCUGAUGUUGGAUUUGCGAUGGGCAUUGCUGGUACAGAUGUGGCCAAAGAAGCAUCAGACAUUAUCCUGACAGAUGAUAACUUUAGCAGCAUUGUGAAGGCAGUGAUGUGGGGGAGGAACGUCUAUGACAGUAUCUCCAAGUUCCUCCAGUUUCAGCUGACCGUUAACGUGGUGGCUGUCAUCGUGGCGUUCACUGGAGCCUGUAUUACACAGGACUCCCCACUCAAAGCUGUACAGAUGCUGUGGGUGAAUUUGAUCAUGGACACGUUUGCAUCACUAGCUCUAGCGACGGAGCCUCCCAAUGAGGCUUUACUGUUGCGCAAACCGUACGGCCGCAACAAGCCCCUUAUUUCCCGCACUAUGAUGAAGAACAUCCUUGGACAUGCUGUUUAUCAGCUAACCAUCAUCUUCACACUGCUGUUUGCUGGUGAGCAGAUAUUCGAUAUUGACAGCGGAAGGAACGCUCCUCUUCACGCUCCUCCUUCAGAGCACUACACCAUCGUCUUCAACACCUUCGUGAUGAUGCAGCUCUUCAACGAGAUUAACGCUCGAAAGAUUCACGGUGAGAGAAACGUUUUUGAGGGCAUCUUCAAAAACAUGAUCUUCUGCACCAUCGUAUUCGGGACCUUUGUUAUCCAGAUUGUAAUCGUGCAGUUUGGAGGGAAGCCUUUUAGCUGUGUAGGUCUCUCUGUUGAGCAGUGGAUGUGGUGUGUUUUCAUCGGUUUUGGCUCUCUUCUUUGGGGGCAGUUGGUUACCACCAUUCCCACAAGUCGCCUGAAGUUCCUGAUGACAGCAGGUCAUGGCACUCAGAAGGAGGAGAUCUCUGAGGAUGAGCUGGAGGAGAUGGAAGACAUGGAUGAAAUCGACCAUGCUGAGAUGGAGAUGAGAAGGGGGCAGGUUUUGUGGUGUAGGGGUCUCAACAGAAUUCAGACACAGAUCCGUGUGGUUAAUGCUUUCCGGGACACCAUGUCCCCUUAUGACGGCCUGGAGACGCCGGAGUCUCGCAGCUCCAUUCACAACUUCAUGAGCCACCCAGAGUUCCGUAUCGAGGAUUCAGAGCCAUCCAUCCCCCUCAUCGAUGACACCGACCCUGAGGAGGAUGCACCUACUAAACGCAACACGGUUCCUUCCCCACUGCCUCUAGUUUUAUCCUCCCCUAAUCAGAACAAUAAUGCAACCGACAACAGGGGUUACCAUCACCACAAAGAUCUAGCAAAAACUGUCCUUCCUCCAACUCCUGGAAGCCCCCUUCACAGCCUGGAGACCUCUCUCUAAUCCAGUACCACCUACGUCAGACCACGCCAACAACCGAGGGCACAUUAAGGACAAGGUCAGGGCUUCUGGGCCUCUGAUAGUGAACUGGAAAAGUAGUAAAACUUGUUUUUUUUUUCAUUUUGUUUUUAAUUUCAUAGGGGGGUUGUUUCGUUCUUUUUAUUUUAUUUUACCUGCACACCUGGAAAGUGUAUGGUUUGGGAAUGAAAGUGUUGCUGAAUUGUUCAAAUUCUUUCCCUUUUAUAUUUUGUUUACUUAUACAUUUUGAUA
This is a messenger RNA of Rhinichthys klamathensis goyatoka, 4493 nucleotides long. RefSeq names its product ATPase plasma membrane Ca2+ transporting 1b (gene atp2b1b). The coding region runs from base 462 to 4226 and encodes 1254 amino acids. Lineage: Eukaryota; Metazoa; Chordata; Actinopteri; Cypriniformes; Leuciscidae. The transcript has 21 exons. The record is from RefSeq and is a predicted model, not a curated record. Gene Ontology annotation, biological process: regulation of cytosolic calcium ion concentration; calcium ion transmembrane transport. Gene Ontology annotation, molecular function: ATP hydrolysis activity; P-type calcium transporter activity; ATP binding. Gene Ontology annotation, cellular component: membrane; intracellular membrane-bounded organelle.